Messenger RNA from Trichoderma breve, 1818 nucleotides. Its product is annotated as FAD binding domain-containing protein. Gene Ontology annotation, cellular component: mitochondrion. Gene Ontology annotation, molecular function: D-lactate dehydrogenase (NAD+) activity; D-lactate dehydrogenase (cytochrome) activity; FAD binding. The record is from RefSeq and is a predicted model, not a curated record. Bases 1 to 1818 code for a protein of 605 amino acids. Gene Ontology annotation, biological process: lactate catabolic process. The transcript has 5 exons. Lineage: Eukaryota; Fungi; Ascomycota; Sordariomycetes; Hypocreales; Hypocreaceae.
AUGCUCAAGUGUGGUUCGGCAGCGCAUCCACUGCGCCGCGCACAGGCUCUGCGGAGCUUGGCUGCGGUGCGACCCGGAGCAGCUGCGCGACACUAUGCGACAGAGAUUGAGCCCAAGGCGCCGAGGCAGGGCAAUGAGCAGAAGCUGGGGAGGUCGUUCCAGGGCCAGGUCAUGGGCAGCAUCGGGGCUCGUCUGAGGAGGGAGCGCGAGCAGCGCGAGCAGUACGAGAAGUGGAGGGACAUGAACGACCCUGCGAGGAAUUGGAUGCUGACUUUCUUGUUCUUAUCGAGCGUUGGCAUUUCAUACUGGCUGGGUACCUACUGGCCGCGAGAACCCGAGCAGACCUCGACGUUGCCCUUAUCCAAGACGAGACCACCGGCGCAUAACGUCAAGCUGGAGAACAUGCAGGCGGCAUGGGCGGACUUUGUCAAGAUUGUCGGAAAGGAAAAUGUCAGCACGGACGAGGACCAGAUAACUGCGCACUCUACAUCGGACUGGACGAGCCACAAGGCCGGACCUGACGACCGUUCGUUCUGCGUGGUGUAUCCCGGCUCAACGGAGGAGGUGUCGGAGAUUAUGAAGAUCUGCCACCUGAGGAAGAUUCCGGUCUCUGCCUACAGUGGAGGAACUAGCAUUGAGGGGCAGUUUACGCCGACGAGGAAGGGCAUUUCCAUCGACUUUGGCCGGAUGGACAAGGUUCUGGCCUUGCACGAGGAUGAUUUGGAUGUGGUUGUUCAGCCUGCUGUUGGUUGGGAAGAAUUGAAUAGGGAGCUUGGAGAGAAGGGCCUGUUCUUCCCUCCGGACCCUGGCCCAGGAGCCAUGAUCGGAGGCAUGGUCGGAACUGGAUGCAGCGGCACCAAUGCUUACAGAUAUGGCACAAUGAGGGAGUGGGUUCUUAGCUUGACGGUUGUCAUGGCAGACGGCACCAUUCUCAAGACUCGGCAACGCCCUCGCAAGAGCUCUGCCGGCUACGACCUCACAAAGCUCUUUAUUGGAUCUGAAGGCACUCUCGGUCUGGUGACGGAAGCUACGCUUAAGCUUACAGUUAAGCCCGAGUCUAUGAGCGUCGCGGUGUGCUCAUUUCCCUCGAUUCGCCACGCAGCCAACUGUGUGAGCAAAGUUGUCGGCAAGGGCAUCCCCGUUGCAGCCGUGGAGAUUUUGGACGACAACCAGAUGAAGGUCAUCAACAUAUCCAAAACCACUUCUCGCACAUGGACUGAGGCCCCUACCCUGUUUUUCAAGUUUACCGGAACACCCAGCGGCGUCAAGGAGCAGAUUGCGCAGGUCCAAGCGCUCGCCUCGCAGGCCGGCAGCAAGUCAUUCGAGUUUGCCAAAAACGAGACUGAGCGCGACGAGCUGUGGAGUGCGAGAAAGGAAGCGCUCUGGAGCACCAUGUCGGCGAAGAAGGAGGGCGAUCGGGUCUGGACUGGGGACGUGGCUGUUCCGAUGAGUAGGCUGCCGCAGUUGAUUGAGGAGACCAAGGCGGAUAUUCAGAAGAGCGGGCUGUUUGCGUCUAUCGUUGGGCAUGUUGGAGAUGGAAACUUUCAUACUAUUCUUUUGUACAACGAUGCGCAGCGGAAAAAGGCCGAGGCGGUUGUUUCACGGAUGGUGAAGCGGGCAGUUGAGCUCGAGGGCACAGUUUCUGGAGAGCAUGGCGUUGGUUUGGUUAAGAGAGACUACCUGCCUCAUGAACUUGGGGAGACGACGGUGGAUGCGAUGCGCCAGAUCAAAAAGGCCUUUGAUCCUCUGUGCUUGUUGAACUGCGACAAAGUUAUCCGUAUGCAGAAGCCCAAGAGCGGCGAGGUCAAGGAAUGGUGA